Messenger RNA from Dimorphilus gyrociliatus, 2122 nucleotides. The record is from the annotation of a GenBank genome assembly. Lineage: Eukaryota; Metazoa; Annelida; Polychaeta; Dinophilidae.
AGUGUCCGAAUUACCGCGCAUGCGUACACGGUGCCCGGUAGAUUUGCUGUGGAUGCUUUGUAUUUAAUAUAAUCUACUGGAAGUGUCUGAUUCACACUUGAAGUGAUGACUUCGGCUCUUAAGAGUGGACCGAAUACACCGUUGGGGCGUAAGUAAUCAUAUUUGAUAGGUUGUAGUCUAAAAAUUACAAUUAUGGUUCCAUUCCAUAUUUACCUAGUCUGGCAAACGCUUUUGUAGCGAUAAUCGUAGUCUAAAAGAGUUAAAAUCGCCUAUAAUUUAUGUAUCUUACCCUGAUUUUUAUGCGUAUUUUAGAGCGUCUGCGAAGUCCCUUUAUGCAUCAGAGCCCCCAUCCAUAUCCAAUGCCUAUGGGACAAAAUCCAUCCAUGGCUUACUUCAAUCAAUCCGGGCAAGUUUCAGCUGCAGUCAACUCUACUCCUCAUAUGGGUUCUCCUUUUUCUGAUAAGAGUCUGGGUCCUUCGUCGUUUGCCCCAGUUAAGCUAGGAACUAAGGGAGCUGACUUAAGAAUGCCUAAACCGCCGAAACCUCCAGAUAAGCCAUUAAUGCCAUACAUGAGAUACUCUCGAAAAGUCUGGGAUCAAGUUAAAGCCGCGAAUAGUGACCUUAAGUUGUGGGAAAUUGGCAAAAUUAUCGGGAGUAUGUGGAGGGAACUGCCUGAAACAGAAAAACAAGAAUACACAGAAGAAUACGAGGCAGAGAAGAUUCAAUACAAUGAAGCGAUGAAGCACUAUCACAAUUCUCCGAUGUAUCAAUCGUAUGUUUCUGCUAAAUCCAAAGCUCAGGAAGCUCAAGCUGCUGCUCAGGCUCUUGCAGAGGAAGAGGAAGCAGCGGCAAGGCGAGGCAAAAAGAUAACUGAUACAAGAAUUUGCAUUCAGUCUGCCGAAGACGAAGAUGAGCCCCUUGAUGACGGCCUGUGGGAAAAACAUCUUUCGUCUGCUCGCUAUCAAAGAAAUCACAGACUUAUUAAUGAAAUUUUAGGAGAAACUGUUGUUCCUGAUAUGAGAACAGUUGUUACAACGAGCAGGUUAGCAGUAUUGAAGCGCCAAGUUCUAUCCUUGAUAACCCAUCAAAAGAAACUAGAAAUGGAGCUGGAGAAUCUUACAAAACAACACAAUGGCCGAAAAAGACUUAUAGUUGAAGCAUCCGAAAACUUUGGCAGGAAAUGGAAAAAAUUAUGCGAUAAUGUUCCAGCAAUGGACGAAGACGUCUUUGAGGAUAGAGUUGAAAAUUAUAUGGAAGAAUUAAGAAAAGAGAAAAUGGCACAGGUGAACGGAAAUGAUUACACAGAGAGUAUUGGCCAGGAAGAAAUUUCUUUGAAGAACGGUGUAGAUCACUCAAAAAAUAACGGAAUUGACGAAGCACCAAAAGUAAAUGGAAUUGAGCAUCCUCAAAAUAACGGGGGGGAGGCUUUAGAGAAAGUACAGGAAGAACCAGAAGCAAAAAAAGAUGAAAUGGAAAAAGAGAUUGAAACAACAGAAACAACGGCAACUGAGAGUCCUCAAGUAAACGGAAUUAAGCACGAUGAAAAGGAUGACAAGGAACAAAUUGAGAAUGACGAAAAGGCACACAUUGAAAAUAGCGAAAAAAAAGAGCAAAUUGAAACUAAUGAGCAAGAACUUCCAAAAAAGGAGGAAGAAAAGAUGGAUGAAAGUGAAAGCGUUGAAAAUUCUACAGAGAACAACGCUCAACAACCCUGAAAAUUUGUCACUGUUGAACAAGAUUCUAUUUUUAUAUAGGAUAAAGUGUUAUUGUUUUUUUUUUAUUUUAUAAGAGGAACAAUAAUUAUUUUGUAGUGUACCUGUAUUUCCUAUUGAAUGGACGGUGUCGUCAUCAUGGAAAAUAAAGAAGUUUAUGUAUAUUUAUUAGAUUUUGCAUUUAUCAAAUUUUAUAAAACAUAGCUUUUUUUUAUUACCAGAUGCUCGAUUUUAUUGAUUCUAAACAAAGUUAACAUUGAAAAUCUAAUAAAUGAGUAAUUUGGAAGCUUUUAUAUUCAAAAGUGUCUUUUUUUUAUUCAUUUUUAUUGUUAUUCUUUUUCAUAGAAAUAGAUUACAAAAAAAAAUAUUCAACUUUUAAUAUUUAAUGAUAAAUUAAAGAACAUCAUUUA